Molecule: messenger RNA, 7659 nt
Organism: Biomphalaria glabrata
Lineage: Eukaryota; Metazoa; Mollusca; Gastropoda; Planorbidae
Exons: 11
Coding region: 370-1488 (372 amino acids)
Source: RefSeq, a predicted model, not a curated record
UAUAGAUCUAUCUACUAGAUUUUAGAAUUUUAGAGCUAGUCUAUUCUACUCACUAGAAAUUCUAGAUCUAUCUAGAUCUUUGUCUAGAUCUAAAUGGUCUACUAGAGUAGUGUUGGGUAAUCAUGAAUGUGAGCGUCAGUCUAGAUUUCUAACUGUCUGCAUCUUAGUCGUCUUAGACUUAGAGAUGAAUCAUGAAUAGAUAUCUAGUUCUGAAUACACACACAAAACUUACAAAAAAAACAUUAAAUUUACUUGUUUGAAGGCCUUCUGUAAACACUGCUAAGACACAACACAUCAAUCAUAAUCAUUGAUCAAGAACUUGACAACAAGGCUCCAAAUAAUCUGGUCUAAGUGUUUUAUAGAAAAAAAAUGUGGUCUACCAACUUUAAAAAGAUGGACAUAAAUUUAAGACUCGGCAAGGCUCUCGGGCUCCUAAGUGUCCUAAUGGUUCAUAUUGACUUCAGUACAUCUCAAGAGGUAAAAUGGACCAGCAACAACUUUAAACACUGCAAUCAAGAAAAAUUCAUAAUGAAAGCUACAUUCAGCAGAACUAAUGAUAGCUCUUUCAUAGUAAAAAGUGCUGAGUUUGCUGUUUAUUUAUCAAAUCAAAAGAUUGAUGGAUGCCUUGUUUUGGACCUUGACACAAAAUGUGAGCCAUCUGACUCCAAGUGUUACUGUGAAACUAAAAGUAAAGAUGAGUUGGUCAUUGUAUUUGCUGUGCCUGCUAAUAAAUCAUAUAUUGGUGCAAAAGCAAGAAUCACAUAUCCAUGUGCUAACUUAGUACUCUCCAAAAAGUCUGAGGAUUUAAAUAUUUCAACUGAAAGUGAACCUGUUUUGAAAAUCAGUAACCAAGAAAUAGAUCUCUCACAUCAAACAUGGCAUGAGAAAGUCCCAGUGGAUAUUGAGUUUUGUUGUGACAAAAACCCGUCAACACCUUGCACUGCUUACAUGAUGAAGAAUGAAAAGAAAGAAGAUAAUCAUAGCAGAUGCGUUUCAUUUACAGAAACAUCUACCAAAUACUUGCAGUAUAAAAUGUAUUCAACUCAUUGUGAGAAGAAUUCAAAGAGAGCAGAUUUGAUUUUUUUUUCUCAGUUAGAUGAUGAAGACAGUAAAAGAGCAGAAUCAGAAGGAGCUAAUGAAGGUGUUGAAGUUUGGGUGGUUUUUGUUAUUUGUACUGUUGAGAUUGUUGGAGCUAUUGUAAUUAAUAUUAUUAUAGCAUCAAAAUAUUGUCCAGAUAAACUUAAAAAGUUCUCUGUAUACUACCAUGAUAUUGAAGAUCUUAAAAACAAAGUGAACUCUUUGAUAGCGGAUAUGGACACACUGAACACUUUGAAAGUUGAUGUUGCCAAAAUAAAAAGGAAACCAGAAGAAGAGGAGAAGAGAAUAUAUUUAGAAAGCUUAAGAGAUGAUGAACCUUUGAUAACAAGACGUGGGACAUUGAUGCUGCAAAACCAAAAUGAACCUAUGGUAACAAGAUGUGGACAUUGAUGCUGCAAAACCAAAAUGAACCUAUGAAUAAAAAAGUUUCAUAAGUUGUAAAAUUGUAACUAAUUUUAAAUUUGUCUUAACUCAAAGAUGCAUUGAUAUUUUAACGGUCUCAAUUUGGUGAUUGUUAAUGAAUUACUUUUAUACCAAUUUUGAGACCAAGUUAUGUUUUAGAGAUAAUUAUUGAGCUGAAUGCUAUUGUGGUUCGUAAAUAACUGUUUACUAUCUUUGAACAGGCCCACAGACAUCUUUUACACAACUGUUACCAUAAAGUGCAUACGGAUGCAAAACAUAGUUAUAAUAGUCAAACAAAAAGAAUGAAAUACUUAUCCUAUUUUAAAAAUCCAAUCUAUUCAUCUUAAGGACCAAGAUAAAUGAGUCUAAUUAUAACACUGCUUAGAAGUUACAGUUCUAUUAUGUGAUAUUCCAAAAACAGUUAUUCUCAUUCACAUUAGUAAUUCAGCACUUACAAAAGCCAUUUUUAUUCAAUUUAUUGAACUUUAGAUGGAAAUUUUUGUGUCACUACUUGUUGGAUUUAGAAACUAGAAUUUAGACUGGUAUUUUUUCUAACAUCUUCAAAACAAUUCUUUAUAUUGAUUAUCACUUCUAUCUCUUGCCUGUUACACAUACUAUCCCCUGCUUAAUAAAGCAUCUUAAUAUUUUGGAAAAUGAUGUGGUGUUGAAGAAAUGAGAAAUUACAAAAUGUUCAAGAGUGUUCAUACAUUUUUGUUAUUUGAAGUAUUUUUCAAUAUGAGUAUAUGGAUGGAAAAAAGAUUAGUUUUAUUUGUAGCAGGUCUACUUUUUUAUUUAUAUACAUAUAUAUACAUAGAGGGAGUGGGUAUAGAUAUAGGCAUUGUUAGUUUUAACUGGGCAUUUAAUUUGUGCAUUUUAUUGACAGAUUGAGCAAAGGAAUUCAUCAUUACCAAAGCAUGCUCUCUGCCAAUCCCUUUCUUAAGCACUGUUUGGGUUAAGUAACUUUAAAUACUGGGGUAAAAAUCCUUCCCAGGGUCAAAGUUUCAUUAAAGGGAUAUUUAUCUCAAACCUUUUUGGACACUUAGACAAGUAGCUUUGAAAAAAAUUCAGCACUUUAUUUUAUUUUAAUAAUUAUAGCCAUUGGCAUUGUAUUUGAAAAACCGAUUCUAUUUUUAGGCUUUAAACAUAUUAAGAUAUUUAAUUUAUUUUUAAAAAUUUAAAGAGUAAAAUAAAACCCAUUCUCCCCUUUGACACAUUAAAUACUUGGGCACCUGAAAAUAACCUAGUUUCUGUCACUAGAUAUAAAAAUUUAGGCUAGUUAUAAUAAGAAUAGAAAAUCUAUAAUGUAACAAAUUAUUUUUUUUUAAACCAAUGAUUAUAAUGUUGUUCUCAAGAUAGUAAACACAAUUGUUAACAGAAAUGUCAAAGCAUUUUUUAAUAUACUGUACUUUCUCCCCAUGUAAGACAUUACUUGCUAUAUAAAACAUUUAGGCUUGUAUAAUCAUGCUGCUCUGUUUGUAUGUUCCUUAGUAUAUUUACUAGCCCUAAUAAAAAAAAAAAGGAACAUGCUAGUAAUUUCUGCCAUGAACUUAGGGUAAAUUUUAAGACUGGUACAGUGAUGAUAAAUGGCCACACUAUCGUUGUGAGAUUCUCUUAUAACUAUUCUUUUUACCAGUCCUCAGAAGAGAUCCUGGUCACUUAAUUCUCUGGUCAUUUAAUCACCAGUCACUUAAUAGUUUUGUCAGUUAAUUCCCAGUAAUGUAACAAAUUAUAUUUUAUAGGGUAUUGUGGUAACACGUGACUUUAGGUUUAAAUACUCAUUUACAAUUAAUUAAUAAACCAAAAUAUUUUUAUAUAUACACACAAUUGUUCAUAAAGUUUGGCCCCCUCCUCUUUUGACUAAAAAAUUUAGUGCUUAGAGAUUUCCCACUGAUAAACAGAAUUAUAGGCCUAGAAAAUAUAAGGUUAGGGGUAUGAACAACAUAAAGGAUUAGUGGUGGUGGAUGUAGUUUUAUAGAGAUUUUAUAAUUGAUAUAAAUAAAUGGUGAUUAAUCUAGGCUCCUUAUUGUGAGACUUGCUGUGCUUUUAGGUUGUUUUUUUCAUCUAGGCCCAAUCUAUGGGAAGUCAGCAUUUUCUUGUGCACAGCUCUUCAAAGCUUAUUCUUUUUUUUUUUUCAUCAAAAAGCUGAACAUUAACAUUAUCUAAAUCAUCUUUAUUUUCUAGGGUUUUGAAGGAAGAAUGCUGAGCAUGAAUGUUUAAUAAAUGUAUUGUAUCUAGAUUUAUAUUGUAACAUUUGAAUUAAAAAAUAAAAAGUUGUAUGUGAAAUGCAUAAUGAAAUUAUUCUGUAAAAUUAGACUUUAUUUGGCUCACUUUUGACCAGGCUACAUAUUUUUGAUUUUGCCAGGGUCAACAUUUGUUAUCCACAAAUAAAUUAUGUUGUACUUGUUUGAGUAAUGUAUACAUUUCUGUUAAAUUAUAUGUUGCAGUAUUUCAUUUAUGCAGCAUUCAUUUUCGAUGUGUCAUUAAUUGAAACAGAGUAAGGUCAUCAUGUUUGUCUUUUAUUCCAACCCUGCCCAUUUCCACCCAGCAAUAUGUAUGGUCUUAAGUAUAACUGUUAGCCACAGAAACAGAUGACCCUUUACUUCUGCCCCCUAGAUCAGAAUGUCUGAAAGGAUAACUUUUUUUUUUUUUUUAAGCAUAACACUCUUCAUAUCUGAAGAAGCAUCCGUAACAUAUUUUCAAAAUGAAAUGUCAAUAUUUAAUUACAUUACAACUGUUUUUGUUUUAAUUCUACAUUAUUAAAAAAUUAUUUGUAACUUUGUAAAUACAUCAAUUAAAGGCUAAAUCUCAUAUUUUUAUGUUCACACUUGGAUGUGUUAAGGUUUUGUUUUUUAUGCACAAAAUAUUAUUAGCUGAUAAACAGGUAAAUCUUUAAUAUAGCAUUUGCUUUGUGUUCAGUUUGAAUAAACCUUUUUUUUUUCCGUACAUAGUACAAUUUGAUUAAAUUUGUAAACAUUUUUAAUAUAUUAGGGGAUUACAAUUGGAAUGAUUCCAGAUAUAAAAAACAAAUACAAACUUUUUGUUUACAAUAUUGUGUGAUAAAUUCACAUUUUUUACUUAUAAUAACAGCACAGUGACUUGUCAGACUUUAACUUAUGAAAUAUAACUUGAGAUACCUUGGCUCUCAAAAAAUGACAUACAUUUCCUAAUAAUCUUACAUGUCUCCAGUUAAUCAUUCAAACAUAAUUGAAGUAACUGUUUUAUAGUUGUACAAAAAUUACAUCUUGAUACAUGAUACUUCUCUGACUAUUAUGUAAAAAGGAGAGAUUGAAUGUGUACUAAGUUAUACUAACACAUCUUACAUUAGUUCGAUAAAAUGUAGUGUUGACUAUGCAUUAUUUGCUGUUUAUCUGCAAAAAAAACAACAACAAAUGUUUUCAAUGUAAUAAAAUUAAAUUAAGUUAAAUGUUGUACUGUUCAUAACAUAAAAAAUUUUAUAUAUUGCUAUAUAUAAAUGUAAAACUAUACAUUGAUAACCUAAGAAUCCAUUGUCCAUUAUCUUUUAUUAUCUUGCAAAAUAUUUAAUUUUUGUUUUCUUUUAUGACAUAAGUUAAAACGGAACAGGAAAAAAUAUUCAUUCAAGAAAUAAUUUAACACCAACUGAAAGUAGCAUUUAAAACUAUUUGUUAGUGAAAAUUCAGAUAAUAACUGUGCUAAGAUGUGUAUAAAACUCACAACACAAAACUAUGACCUAAUCCCAUAUCACACCUGGAGUGUGGUUACAGAGUGGUUAAGGGGCUGGCUUCUGAACCAAGGGAUUUUGAAUUUCUGGUAUUUGAAGAUGCCCUGAGUUUACCAAACUCUAAUGGUUAUCUGAUAUUAAUUGGGGACAAGUAACGCAGAUUAGUCGUUGUGCUGGCCACAAGACUAUGCGGCGAAAAAACCCAGAUGACCUUUAUAUUUGCAAAGUCUGAAAAGGGUACUUUAACUUUUCUUUUUUGUAUCAUAGUGCACCAUCAAAAAAAGUAAACAUAAUUUUCUUUUAAAAAUAGUUUCCUAUACUUUUUUAUUUUUAAUAACUUAAAUUUGCCUCUCGACAAUUUUGCUUGAAGUAUUUACACAAUGAUAAUAAUUUUAUAUGGUCAAUAUUGCAAAUUUUUUUUUGCGAUAUAUUGGAAAUGAAUAAAUCAUUAUCAUAAUAUAAAUAUAUGCUCAAUAUUGCAAAAUUUAUUUUUGCUAUAUACUUAAUAUAAAUAAAUUAUUAAUCAUAAUGUACACUAAUACAUACCUGUUAUCUCCUGUUGGCUACCAAAAAUCACACUAUACGCCUUUUAAAUCAGAGUUGCGAACAACGAUGAAAAGGUCUUGUAAAGUUUUACAAAAUAAUAGAUGCUUAUUUGUUGAUGGGUUCUUGUAUGAAAGUAUUGUUUUCUACAAUUUAAAUUAUCUUGUUUAUUUGUUUACUUUAAAGGGUUUGACAUACAUUGUCUUCCCCUUUUCGAUACCAAACAAAUUAAUAAAUUACUAAUAUUUAAAUUAACUAUCUGGUUGAUGUCUUUUAUUGACUGACAAUUGUUUUGCCAGGUAUAAAAAAAAAUGAGCGAAAUUUUAACUUCAUCCUAGAUUGGGCGUGAAAGAUAUAACGUUUACAAACUUUUUACUAGACAGACAGAGUGAUUUGAUAUAAGCUUUGUAUAAAUAAAUAAGUUAUGAUUAAAUAAAUAAAUAUAUGUAUAAAUCUCCGUUAGAGUAAAAUAGUUUAGUUUAGUCUUUUUUUUUUAAUAUGCAAACAGAACUUUGCAUAACAUAGUAUACUUAGCAUAAAAAAUGCUAGAUAAAUUUAUUUUGUUACUAGACCAGAGGAAAUCUCCCCUUGUUCAAAGAUGGCUGUCUGUUCGUGUGGUAUGCGCGCUGGACUGUCGUUCGGUCAUCUAGAUGGUCCUGGGUUUAUACCCUGUCCGCCGCCAUUCCCCGGAAUUCUCUGGGAGGUUAGGACUAGGAAUUCUGAAGGAAGAUCCAAAACAUGUAAAACAUUUUAAAAACUUUUUCUACGAGGUCAAAGUGGGACAAUCUAUAGAAAGAUUGUUUUUGUAGCAAUCCGCAUAUGCUUGACACAGCAUUAGACUACCGCUUCUCAUAGGUCUGUAUUUUUUGGGUCAAUGAAGACCCUCGUAUUGCUAAGGACGCCGCAUCAGAAAUGUUUUUGCUGUGUGAACGACCUCGUUCCGAUAAUAGCUAAUGCCCAGACAUUCUUAUCAUUUCCAAUUUUGGUGUAAAUGAAAAGACCCUGGCCGCGCCUCCCCGUGGUGAAAACUGCCAAACUUGAACCAGCUUAUAUAGUACAGUGAAGAAGGGGCCACAGACGCCUUGAUUCAUAUGUCGCACGGUUCGGACCAGACUUCAACUCACGGUGCCUCCGCUGCCGAAGGAAGAGAAAGCAGUGUCUCAUAUUCUUUACGACUUCCCCAGACUUGUUUAACUUUGUCUUGACAUGUCUCGGGAACUACAAGUUUUUAACCUGUUCGGCGUCAUGCAUGCACUACACAGCAGGGCUUUCUGUCCAGGGCUUUUGCAAGAGAGAAUCUGAGCCUCUCGGGCUCUCACUUAAAUAGAGUCUGAUGUUGAUAAUGAUAAUGCACGGGACCUGCAGACAUGUCUUAGCCACUGUAUUGAAAAUAAUUGUUCUCAUUUUGCAACAUUGCAAUUGUGCAUGUGGUUAUGUCUUCUGCUAGUCUUUAGAGAUCUGUGUAAAUAUUGUCGCAGACUAAUAGGCCUACUUGUCUUGUGUUUAGUAUUUUGUUAACGUAUUGUUUACUAACACUCUUUGUGUUUUUUAAAUGUCCCAUUGGCUUACAAUGAUAGUACUUCUGUUUUAUUAUAUUACACUAAGCAAAAAAAAUAUUAAUUUAACAAAAUAGGCUUUUAUAACCAUUUUAUAUUUAUAUAUUUAUAGUUACCGACAAUGUUAGGGCUGUACACAAUUUCUCCUGCUGUCAAAUUGUCACUGGUAUACAUACGGCAAAUAAAUGUAGCUGUAGAUAAACAUUAUUUGAUCCAUAAUUAUAAAUUAGGCCUAGUUUGUUUUAUUGGAUAUGAUUACCUUUUGUUGUUCUAAUACAGUAUACGAUUUUUAAGUCUAUAAUAAAAAUACACAUUGAAAUAGUUUGUUAUAAAAUAAAUUAUGUAUCUAACACUUUUCAA